This is a messenger RNA of Penicillium bovifimosum, 1248 nucleotides long. Its product is annotated as small subunit rRNA maturation protein TSR4. Gene Ontology annotation, cellular component: cytoplasm. The record is from RefSeq and is a predicted model, not a curated record. The transcript has 2 exons. Lineage: Eukaryota; Fungi; Ascomycota; Eurotiomycetes; Eurotiales; Aspergillaceae. Gene Ontology annotation, biological process: maturation of SSU-rRNA. Bases 1 to 1248 code for a protein of 415 amino acids.
AUGGAUCCCUACGACAGUGACUCCAGUGUCGAUGACGACCUCACCGACACCGGCGUGCUUCUAGGCUAUGCCGCCGAGGAAGUAAUCGAGGACACAAUCAGCCAUCUUGGAGGCUGGCCGAAAUGGCUCGACGAUAACGCCCCAGCCCCCGGCGACUUCGCCAAUUGCAAAGUCUGCAACAGCCCCAUGCUCCUCCUCCUCGAACUGCACGGCGACCUCCCAGACCACUUCCCAACCGACGAACGCCGCCUCUACAUCUUCGGCUGCCCGCGCAAACCCUGCAACCGCAAACCAGGCAGCAUUAGAGCCUACCGCGCAACACGCAAGAUCUCACUCGGCAGCGGAAAGCCGCAAGAACAAGAAGAACCGAAGCAAGAGGAACCGCCGAAACCAGCCCAACCAAAGCAGGACCUCGGCGCAAGCCUAUUCGGCUCCACCAACCUGACCAGCACCGUCUCCUCAAACCCAAACCCCUUCUCAACAUCCUCAGCUCCGACAACGGGAACAAAUCCCUUCGCAACGCCCGUGCCGGCAGGCGCGCCAGCCGAGAAGAUCACAUCCACAGCCGCGCUGGCAUCCACCUUCGCGGAAAAAGUGCGUAUCUCCUCGCCGCCCCCGUCAGCGCCAACAAAGGCAACCCCCGAAUCGGCCACGGCCACACCCUGGCCCGCGCAAUCUGCCUUCCCGCCACCGUACAAGAACUUCUACCUAGACGCCGAAUACGAGACGCUCUCUCGACCGUCGACGCCCGAAGUCCCUGCAAACGUACAGAUCGAGCCAAUGGAUGAAGACGGCACCGCUGCUGGCGCCGAGCUGAAAGAUACGUUCGAGUCGGAACUCGAUCGGGAUUUCAUGAAAUUCUCCAUGCGUCUCGAACAUAACCCGGAGCAGGUACUGCGGUAUGAGUUCCGUGGUUCGCCGCUUCUGUACUCGACCGGUGAUGCGGUCGGUGCUAGAUUGCUGGGGAAGAAUAUCUCUGGUGGAAAGAUUACUACGCUUCCGGCUGGUAGUAUCCCGGCUUGUGAGUAUUGUGGGAGUCAGCGGGUGUUUGAGUUGCAGCUUGUGCCGCAUGCUAUUACGAUGCUUGAGGAGGGGCGGCCUGGGGUUGGGCUUGGAAAGGAUGAUGCGGGCAUGGAGUGGGGGACUAUUAUUAUGGGGGUUUGUGGGAGGGAUUGUGCCCCUGCGGAGUUGGGGGUUACGGGGUGGAGGGAGGAGUGGGCUGGUGUGCAGUGGGAGGAGACGAAGUAG